AUGAUAGCCUUCUCCUCGACUAUCGGUAUUGGGCUCUUUUUGCAAUCUGGCAAGGUCAUCUAUCUCAUCGGGCCUGGAGGAGCGGUUCUGGCAUAUCUCAUAAUGGGAAGUUUGCUAUGGUCUGCCAACGCUUCUUUGGAAGAGAUGACUGCAGUAUUCCCUGUUAAAGGUCCAAUCAUCGACUUCCCCAGCCGGUAUCUCGACGAAAGCGUUGGAUUUGCUGUGGGAUGGAUGGCCUGGUUUGCGUAUAUCAAUUUGACUGCAACAGAAGUGUCAACCUUGGCAUCGACUUUCAAAUUCCAAUUCGACCCUGCCUACCUCCAAUCCGUCAAUUAUCCUCUGGACAAACUCCAAUGGGAUUUCGGUCUCAACACCGACCCUGCAAUUUGGGUCGGGAUGUGCCUCCUUGCCAUCCUGCUCGUUAAUCUCCUUCCAGUCCGAGCGUACGGUGAAAUAGAGUAUGUCUUUGGUUGUAUCAAGCUCGUUGUUAUCACCGGCAUCAUUCUCAUGCAAAUGAUCCUUAACGCUCGAAAUGCAAACGGGAAUACAAAUUCUGGAGCUUUCACAUACUACCAGUCACCAUGGGGUUUCUUCUCGAACCAAACGGUUACAGAUCCUCAGGGUGAUCGGACAUAUACUUUCACUGGUGGAACGGGAAGACUUGUCGGAAUGUGGUCUGCCAUGAAUACAAUAUUUUUUUCCUUGCAGGGUUUCUUCACUGUGUCUGUUACCGCCGCAGAGAAUAAGCAUGUCGAUAAGGAUGAAACGAUCAAACUUGCAACGCGGAAGAUCGCUCUCAGAGUCAUUGUCUUGUAUACCUUGGUGGUAUUUACUGUUGGGCUCAAUGUUCCAUACAAUGAUCCUAAUCUGCAGGAUCAAACCAUCAGCUCCAUCAGACGAGGACAAAACUCGCCAGUCAUCAUCGCUUGCGUAAGGAAUGGGGUAGUCGGAUGGCCGCAUUUCUUCAACGCUUUCUACAUCUUCUCAGCUUUCUCGACUGGCAUCAAUGGGUUGUAUAUUAGUUCGAGAUUGUUGCAUGCCCUGGCUAGUAUCCGCAAUGUUUGGCCUGCCACUGGAUGGGGAAGUAAGAUUAAGAUGCGGUUGGAGAAGACGAAUAGCAAAGGAGUACCUGUCAACGCAGUCUUGUUGAGCUGGCUGUUUGCAUUUCUCGGUUUCUUGGCAGUAAAGCCCGAGCCAGCCAAGAUCCUUGGCCGCCUAGCCAUAUUCUCAACCUGCUCCAUGCUGAUUGUCUACAUCUGUACAUCUGCUGCCUUCCUAUCUUUCAAGGGGCUCACACUGAAUGGCGAACCCGAUGAAGGUGUCUUAAUUCCCACGCCAGAUGGCACUUUCCUGAAUCGCAACGCAACCGACUAUCCCUACAAAUCGCACGGCCAAUGGCUCCGUGCUGCUUACGCGCUCACGGGCUGUGUUCUUCUUGUUCUCUUCAACGGCUGGCGUUCCUUCCUGAAUCCUUUCUCAGACGCAGACUUCUUGGCUGCGUAUCUGGCUGUUCCGAUUUUCGUGGUCAUUGUGGUACUGUAUCAUAUUAAGGAUGAGCCGGAGUGGGUGCCGUGGAGGUGGGGUGUGAGGAGAACGAUGGAUAUUGGGAAUCCGGUGGCUACGAGAGAGAAGGAUCCCGAAAAGAGGAAGGGAAGAUUACACAGAGCUGAUAGGGAUGUGAUUUUCAGUUGGGGUAAUUUAGGGGCCUUCUUUGGGUGGGUUUGGAUUUGGAUGAAAUAA
Molecule: messenger RNA, 1740 nt
Organism: Mollisia scopiformis
Lineage: Eukaryota; Fungi; Ascomycota; Leotiomycetes; Helotiales; Mollisiaceae
Exons: 3
Coding region: 1-1740 (579 amino acids)
Biological process (GO): amino acid transmembrane transport
Cellular component (GO): membrane
Molecular function (GO): amino acid transmembrane transporter activity
Source: RefSeq, a predicted model, not a curated record